GUGUCUGAUUGCAGCUAACUUCAUGCAGCGCAGACGUGAUGUGUGGAAGGCAGUGAAUCGUGGACAGUGUAAAACAGAAACCCAGUAUUCACAGUGGGUUUUUUAAGGUUUAAUUGGUUGUGUUACGAGACUCAAACCAGUCCUUCGCAAUUAAAGACGAUGUGUUUCUCUGACAGCAGCCGCUGGUGUUUUCGCGUCUACGGUUGCUAGCUAGCAGUUAAUACGAGCUAACGUAACGUCGGGGUCAGAAUUCAGGAUCAGCGGUAGUCCUGUUUGACGGCGAUUUUAGGGAUUAGUGGAGUUCCAGACGUCUGUCCGUCCGGUACUGCUCGAUUUACCAGAGGGACACAAAAUAAUUAGCUAAAGGCUAACGUUGUACAGCUAGCUUAUAUGGUUUAUAGCAUUCCUCAGUGCCACGGCGCCGUGUCCACGUCUCGUCUGCCAGCUGAGCUAGGCCACGUCCCUGCGGGCGUAUUUCACUUACUAACAUUGGACGAAUUGCAGUGAAGAUGCCUAGUGAGCGGAAGGAGGAAGGAGAGCAAAGAUCACUAGAAAUGUGAAGGUCCUUUAGCGUUCAUGACUGUCUGUUAAACGUCUGGAUUUCCGAGCGCUUGCCGCAUAUACACGGCAUGUCACGUAGACGGAUGUGUUUCACACCGGGAGAAUAGUCUUCACUGAGCUCGUUAGGUUGCAGUAACAACCUGAAAUAUCGUUAGACUUUGUUUGGGAAAUGGUUGGGUUUGGCGCAAACCGACGGGGAGGUCGCCUCCCAUCCUUCAUCUUCAUCUUCUUGAUGGUGAUCAUCGUCGUACUGUCUUUCAACUACUGGACAGUGUCCAACAAGCACGGCCGCUUGCUGGAUGAGCUGGCGGAGGUGCAGACGCAGGUGAAGCGCACGGACGCGGCGCGGAGCCGGCUGGAGAAGCGGAACUCGGAGCUGAUGGUGCAGGUGGACACGCACAGGAAACAGAUCGACCAGAAGGAUGGGGACUACAGCGUCCUGGAGAGCAAGCUCCAGGCCAAGGAUGCUCUCAUUAAAAAGUGCACAGAUGAAAAGAUGAAGCUGCAGGAUGAUGUCACAGCCCAAAUGACAGAAAUUCAGAGGCUUAAAGAGCAGCUAAGGGAGCUCAAGCAAGAGUUCAUGAAGCAGGAAGAGCAGCUAAGAGAAGUGAAGAAAAAUAACACUAACUUGGAAAGAAAACUGGAAUAUGAGAGUUUACAGUGUGGACGCCAGAUUGCACAACUGAAAGACGAGUAUGAAGAAGCAAAAAAGACUCUGGAGGAAGAAACACUAAAGCUAAGACAGAGUGCAGUGGAUGGUCACAAGAAUGUAGUGGGGGGUAGACAUGCAGAUAGAGAGCCUGGUGUGGAGACGGCUGGAGAGCGCCAUACAGUGGCCACUCACCGGCAUGACAGACACUCCGAUCUGAAAGAAGAGAUGGGUAAGCCCGGCAGUGAUGCUGGCAUGCCUGGUAUUGAAGACAGUGAGGUGGGAAAAAUCGACGAUGUGCAGUUUGGCUUGAAGAAACCAGCCAUUACCCAGAAACACGACGAAGCCCCGGAUGUGGUUGUGGGAGCCGGUGCUGGACCUGGAGUCGGGGGAGCUGAUGGUCCCGGAGGCCAGGGCAUGUUGCUGGACCAGCCCGGACUCCAGCAGGACAGACUGGACGGCCGAGCCGUAGCGAUUGCACCUCCAGGCAUCAACAAACAGGGAGACAAAUCAAUAGUGUUUGAAGAAGACAACAAAGUGGGUAUCAAGGCAGACGAGUUGGGAGAACAGCAAAGGCAACUUCGAGUUCCCAGUGAUGUCAGAGUUGAAGGUGAACACUUGAAGAGGAUUCCUCUGCCCCCCAACCCUGCCCAGGUGCCCAAUCCCAUCCAGCCUCACCACGCCAAAGACCAAGUUCCAGCAGAACCAGUACACCACCGCCAAAGCCGAUUCUUUGAUGAGAACGAGUCCCCAGUAGAUCCGCAACACGGCUCUAAGCUGGCGGAUUACAAUGGGGAUGAUGGGAACGUGGGUGAGUAUGAGGCCGACAAGCAGGCCGAGCUGGCCUACAAUGAGGAAGAGGAUGGUGAUGGUGGGGAGGAAGACGUUCAAGAUGAUGACGAUCGAGAUAUGCAGGGAGAUCGGGCUGUGGAUUAUGGGAAAAAAAGACAUCAAGCCAACGACAUUCUUUGAAUGGAAACUCAUACAAUCGUAUCUCAUAAAAAACACAUUCAGACCCGUCUCCACAAGUGAGAUUUCUCUUGACAAAAAAACAUCAGUAUGUCUAAGAACUUUUAUAGGGUGCAUUCUCAAUGUCAUGGACUAUUUUGAAGAACAGACAUUGCAGCUAAUGAAGUAAUUCUAAAUAAUGUAACAUACUAUGAAAAAAACACACAAGGCAUUUCCCCAAACUGCUGUUAAUUUGCUAAUGGCUUUAAGUUAUGACAGUAGAGAUAAUAUACUGUACUUUGACUGUUGAGUAUUUGAUAACUGCACCGGCUCAUGCCGGCCCUAAUGACCCACAUCUGAACUUCAAGGACAGAUCAUGUUUUGGUUUAGCUACUCUUCUUCUCACUUUGCUGUUGCUUGGUACAAACUCUUCAUCUGAGAUGUUUAUCAGAGACUAAUUUGGCAUUCUGCCUUUCUAACAUAAUCGUGGGACUCUUAUAUGGAAAACUUUUCUGUUUGUUUGUUUACAAGAGUGGGAAUACAUUACAAAUGCCAAGGACUACUCAUGGCCUGUUGAAUCCGUUUCUUACUUUGACAGACUAAAAAGUGCUUCUCUUUUUUCUUUUUUUUUUCUUAAAUGAUGCCAUUGCAUGUAUUUGAAACUUUUUAUUAAUCAGAUUGAGCAAAAUACUCAUGCUUAAGCAAUACUUAGAACAAUGUUGGUGUCCUACACAGUGUGAUUAACCAAGCACAUGUGGAGCUGACAUACUGUACAAAUGCUUCCAUGAAUGAGGUUUCUGUGAACAUAAAAUUAGUUCUGUUUGUGCAACCAGGAAAAUUGAUUUCUCAUGGAAAGGCACAGUGAAUGUAAUUUUAUUUUAUUAAAGGUGAUGCUUCA
Molecule: messenger RNA, 3056 nt
Organism: Pelmatolapia mariae (spotted tilapia)
Lineage: Eukaryota; Metazoa; Chordata; Actinopteri; Cichliformes; Cichlidae
Gene: golm2
Product: golgi membrane protein 2
Exons: 10
Coding region: 731-2182 (483 amino acids)
Source: RefSeq, a predicted model, not a curated record